Tribolium castaneum (red flour beetle) is the source of this 808-nucleotide messenger RNA. Its product is annotated as ras-related protein Rab-18. The transcript is spliced from 4 exons. The coding region runs from base 74 to 688 and encodes 204 amino acids. Gene Ontology annotation, biological process: vesicle-mediated transport. Gene Ontology annotation, cellular component: Golgi apparatus. Lineage: Eukaryota; Metazoa; Arthropoda; Insecta; Coleoptera; Tenebrionidae. The record is from RefSeq and is a predicted model, not a curated record. Gene Ontology annotation, molecular function: GTP binding; GTPase activity.
UUCCAGAAACCACGAAAAUAUUGUUUUCCGCAUUAGUUUCAUAACUACGCGUAAUCCCCAUUGUUGAUUAGUAAUGGACGAAGAGGUGUUGACGACGUUAAAAAUCCUGAUAAUUGGAGAGAGUGGCGUCGGGAAAUCCAGCAUUUUAGUCCGCUUUACUGAAGACAACUUCGAUCCUGAUCAAACGCUAACAAUUGGCGUUGAUUUUAAAACCAAAAAACUCACAGUCGAUGACAACACCGUAAAGCUGGCAAUAUGGGACACAGCUGGUCAGGAGCGAUUCCGAACAUUAACACCCUCUUAUUACCGCGAUGCACAAGGUGCUAUUUUAGUUUAUGAUGUCACCAACUAUUCCACAUUUGCGAAACUGGAAACAUGGUUGAACGAACUGGAAACAUACUCGACGAAAGCGAACAUAGUCAAAAUGAUUGUGGGAAAUAAAAUUGAUAAAGAAAAUCGGGAAGUGAACAGGGAAGAAGCGAUGAAAUUCGCUAGAAGACACCAAACACUGUACAUUGAAGCAAGCGCCAAAACCAGAGACGGGGUCCAGUGCGCUUUUGAGGAACUAGUGCAUAAAAUAAUACAAACUCCAGGGCUUUGGGAAUCAUUUGCAUUAAAUGGAAACUUCCAGGUGGAUAAUAAGGAUCAUCCUUCAGAUUCUAGCUCUUGCUACUGUAGCUUGACUUAAAUACUCUUCUAUUUGUGCUGCUUUUAUCCCAAAUAAUUUUAGAAUAACAAAUUAAUAUAUUUUCAAUUAUUUAUAGUCAUGUGAAUGUGAAACAGAACACAUUAAAUUAAGUUGAAACUA